AUGGAGCAACUGCGCCAGGCUAUCCAUGGAUGUGGAUCAAUCCCAUAUCAGCAAAGGUCGUUGCUUCCAAAGCUUAUCUCGCUGGAACAAGGGGCCUUUGUUAGAGGGCGAUCCAUUUCAAAAAGUAUAGCUCUGGCCCAGGAAGUUUUCAGGGACAUCGGUAAUAAGGUCAAAGGUGGUAAUGUGGUCCUCGAGCUGGAUUUGGAGAAAGCUUACGACCGAGUGGAUUGGAGUUUCCUUACAGGGGUGUUGAGAAAAUUUGGAUUCAGUGAGCAGUGGAUUCAGCUCGUUGACAAGUGCUGGUCUAAUUGUUGGUUCUCGGUUUUGAUUAACGGAGAAAGUUGCGGCUUCUUCAAGUCGUCUCCUGGUCUACGUCAAGGGGACCCGAUUUCUCCUAACCUCUUCAUCCUUCUGACUGAAGCUUUAAGUAGAAGCUUUAGGAGGCUAACCGAAUGA
Magnolia sinica is the source of this 456-nucleotide messenger RNA. Its product is annotated as secreted RxLR effector protein 78-like. Bases 1 to 456 code for a protein of 151 amino acids. The transcript has a single exon. Lineage: Eukaryota; Viridiplantae; Streptophyta; Magnoliopsida; Magnoliales; Magnoliaceae. The record is from RefSeq and is a predicted model, not a curated record.